AUGGCGGCGUUCGCGGCGCAGGUGCUGCGGGGGCGGUGGUUCAUGGCGUACGGCUCCUUCCUCAUCAUGUCGGCGGCGGGCGCCACCUACAUCUUCGCCAUCUACUCCAAGGACAUCAAGUCGACGCUGGGGUACACGCAGGAGCAGCUCAACACCGUGGGCUUCUUCAAGGACGUGGGCGCCAACGUCGGCAUCCACGCCGGCCUCGUCGCCGAGCUCGCCCCGCCGUGGCUCGUCCUCGCCAUCGGCGCCGCCAUGAACCUCGGCGGAUACCUCAUGCUCUACCUCUCCGUCACGGGCCGCGCCGGCCACCGGACCCCGCCGCUCUGGCUCGUCUGCCUCUACAUCGCCGUCGGCGCCAACUCCCAGGCGUUCGCCAACACCGGCGCGCUCGUCACCUGCGUCAAGAACUUCCCCGAGAGCCGCGGCGUCAUGCUCGGCCUCCUCAAGGGCUUCGUCGGCCUCAGCGGCGCCAUCUUCACCCAGCUCUACCUCGCCUUCUACGGCCCCGGAGGCGGCGGCGACACCAGGCCGCUCAUCCUCCUCGUCGGAUGGCUCCCCGCCGCCGUCUCCGUCGCCUUCCUCGCCACCAUCCGGAUCAUACGCGCGCCGCGCCCGCCCGCCGCGGCGCGCCGGGAGUACCGCGCCUUCUGCGCCUUCCUCUACGUGUCGCUCGCGCUCGCCGCCUACCUCCUUGUCGCCAUCGUCCUCCAGAAGCGGUUCCGGUUCACGCGGGCAGAGUACGCCGUCAGCGCCGCCGUCGUGUUCCUCAUGCUGCUGCUUCCGCUCGGAAUCGUCCUGCGCGAGGAGGCCGCGCUGUUCAAGUCCAACAUCACCAACGCGCCAGCUGAAGCCCAAGCGCAAGCUGCAGCGACGCCGGCUCUGCCCGCGGCCACGAAACAGCCACCUGCAGCACCAGUACCACCACCAGCGACGACGGCGGGCCAAAGGUUGCUGCUUUCGCUUCGGCCGCCGCCGCGCGGCGAGGACUACACGAUCCUGCAGGCGUUGGUGAGCGUGGACAUGCUGCUGCUGUUCACGGCGACGGUGUUCGGGGUGGGCGGCACGCUGACGGCGAUCGACAACAUGGGCCAGAUCGGGGAGUCGCUGGGUUACCCGCAGCGGAGCGUGGCCACCUUCGUCUCCCUCAUCAGCAUCUGGAACUACCUGGGCCGCGUCACCGCGGGGUUCGCCUCGGAGGCGCUGCUGUCCCGGCACCGCAUCCCGCGGCCGCUGCUGGUGGCCGGCGUGCUGCUGCUCACGGUCCCGGGCCACCUGCUCAUCGCGUUCGGCGUGCCCGGGUCGCUGUACGCGGCGUCGGUGCUGGUCGGGUUCUGCUUCGGCGCCGCGUACCCGAUGAUCCUGGCCAUCAUCUCCGAGCUGUUCGGGCUCAGGUACUACUCCACGCUCUACAACGUCGGCAACGUGGCCAGCCCCGUGGGGUCCUACAUCCUCAACGUCCGCGUCGCCGGCCGGAUGUACGACCGGGAGGCCGCGCGCCAGGGCGCCGUCGUCGUGCCCGGGAAGGCGGGCGGCGGCGUCACGUGCGUCGGCAAGCGCUGUUACAGGGAGUCGUUCCUCGUCGUCGCGGCGGUCACCGUGGCCGCCUCGGCGGUCGCGCUUGCGCUGGCGUGGAGGACGCGGGCGUUCUACGCGGGGGACAUCUACGCGAGGUUCAAGGAGGGGGCCACUGGCACGGGAGCGAGUGGCAACAGCGUUCGCGUCGGAGAGGACGAGGAUGCCUCGGCGGCGGCGGCGGCGGCGGAGUCCGUGUCCAAGGAGCAGGCCAAGGUGGACGCACGCGACGCCCGUGACACUUCGAGUUGA
Messenger RNA from Miscanthus lutarioriparius, 1827 nucleotides. The record is from the annotation of a GenBank genome assembly. NCBI's taxonomy places the organism in Eukaryota, Viridiplantae, Streptophyta, Magnoliopsida, Poales, Poaceae.